CGUCAAUCAAUUGAUUGAUGCGAUUUUGCCUGAUUGGUCCCCUGGAGCUCAGAGCUUACAGGGAGCUCCGACAGCUGCACGGGCGGACAACUGAAGCUCCCUUAGACCACGUUUACAUCAUCAAAGCUUCAAGUUCCUGCCGACGUCAACUGUGACGACGUUGAGCCCUUCUCUUCGCAUUCUGUUUGGUCUCUGGACGCACUAGACCUGAACCUAUCUCAUUCCACCCCGCUGAAAACAUCCAUUCGACUUCAUUCCAGCACGCACUCCACUAGCCCGCCGUUUUCACCAGCCUCGGGGCCCUCACAGCCAAAUUCACUCACUCGCUCGUCCAAUCCCUGGCGUCCCCCCACGACCCCUUGGCGCUGCCCCCAACAACUGCGUGUCGCUUUUUGCCAUAGCACCUUGUUGACUAGCAGACAGUUGAACCAAAACUCUUCCUCUGCACGUCUUUCUUGACCAGUCAGCGACAUCCGCCAGGAUGUUCUUUGAGGGCACUCUGCAGGAGGGCAUUGCCGCCGCCGUGCAAGAGGCCAAGCUGGUCGUUUGCUUCGUCACAGACGACGAAACUGAGAGCAAGACAUGGGAGGAAGACUUCCUUAGGGACAGUUCGGUUGAAUAUCCGUUAAAUGCAGAAGCCGUUCUGCUUCGCUUGAAGGCAGGCUCAGAGGAAGCAAAGUAUCUCGCAGCAAUAUUCCCUAUCCCCAAGGCUCCGACGCUCGUCCUGAUCAGGAAUGGUGAGCUCAAGGAGUACAUAGCUGCCGGAACCGUGAGAGAAGAGUUCCUUAGGAGGGUCCGCAAGUCGCUGGGAAUCAUGCAGCCAAGUGACCCGGCACAGCCUGCGCCGGAACAGCAACCCCAGCAGCCGCCUGCGGGCCAUCGUUCAGCCGGCGUUGAUGCUUCCACGCGAAACGUCUCGAGCGGCACAUCCAGCUCCGCCUUGAACACCCCGGCGUCCAGCAGCCACGAUGAGCAGCCGGAACAGCAGCCGCGCAGCAGCAGGGACAAGGGUAAAGGAAGGGCCGAGCCUGAGCCAAACAGUGAUAGCGCGGCCCCGCAGGCGGGCAAGCCGCACGCCGAUGUGGCAAAGGCCUCGGAUGAGUACAGGAAGCGCAGGCUGGAGGGCCAGGAAGCGAGACGACGCAUCCUCGAGCAGAUCGAGCAUGACAAGGCGGUGCGCAGGCAGCGUGACGAGCAGCGCAAGGCCGAGAGGAGAGCCGCGGCUGCCGGCGACGAUGGUCAAAACGUGGCCGCGAGCAGCAGUCCAGCCGAGGCGGUCCAGCCGCCGGCGGGCGCUAUAGGGAGUGCUUCGGCCGCCGCGGCGUCCAGGCAGAGCAAGACGUGCGCGCUGCAGGUGCGCGACUUUGACGGCUCCACCAUCCGCACGCGCCUGCCAAGCGGCGGCACGCUGAGGAAGGAGGUCAGGGAGUGGGUGGACGCCAGCCGCGUCGCGUCGGGCCAGGCCAAGGACCCGUAUCUCUUCAAGAUCGUGCUUACCCCGCUGCCCAACCGGACCAUCGAGGAGGCGGAGGAGGACCAGUCGCUCGCGGAUCUCGGUCUGGCCCCGUCCUCAACCCUGAUCCUCGUGCCCGUGCGCCGGUUCGCGACGGCCUACGGCGGCCCAGGUGCUGCUUCCGGCGGCCUGCUCGCUGGUCUGUGGGCCAUGAUCCUCGGCUUUUUGAACCCUGUAAUCCUCUUCUUCCGCGCCUUCACGACGAGGCAGGAGCAGCUUCAGGCCGACGAGGAGAUUAGACUGGCCAGGCUCGAUCGCUCUCGUCAGCAGCAGGACCAGCCGUCGAACCCGGCCGGCCGGCAGGAGCAAGGAAGCGCUAGGGUCACUGGUUUCCGCAACCUCAACGACGACAGGAGAGAUCAGCAGCUUUACAAUGGCAAUUCGCUCAACUUUGAGCCGAGGCCCGAUGAGGAAUGAUCAUUCUUUCAUCACGGGUCUUGGAUCAGCUAUUGCAGCAAGUCUGCCUUGGUCUCAUCAGGUGUAUGUAUAUGAUGUGGAGCGGAGUCGUCCAAUGCUAGUGUAAUAUUACAGAGCACAAGGGAAAAGGAGAAGUGAGGGCUUUGCACGCCGCUAUGUUCAGAUGCUCGAGGCGUAGCUUUUCUCCACUCUGAUUUCUUCUUUUUUUUCUUUCUCUUUCUUUGUCACAGGCCCAGUCUAUGCAGAGUCCGCCUGGCUUUUAUGAUCCGGUUCGCAACCUUCCAUAUAAUGUCCACGCGCAUCCAACCAGGCUCUGGACAUGCCCGACCUCUUCCUCUAGUACUGGCUAGCGGCGGCCUGGCAGGCCUUGAGCUGUUCCAGGUACCAGUUGCAGAUCUG
Messenger RNA from Gaeumannomyces tritici R3-111a-1, 2329 nucleotides. RefSeq lists its product as hypothetical. The coding region runs from base 482 to 1930 and encodes 482 amino acids. The transcript has 5 exons. Gene Ontology annotation, molecular function: protein binding. The record is from RefSeq and is a predicted model, not a curated record. Lineage: Eukaryota; Fungi; Ascomycota; Sordariomycetes; Magnaporthales; Magnaporthaceae.